CCGUCGACGUUUCGUCUCUCUCACCCCAUUACGUCUCCUCGCAGCUGCAGCGCCGCCCACAGCAGAGAAACAGCAGCUCGGGGGAGGAGCGAGAGAGAGAUGGCGACGGCGAGGACGGUGAAGGACGUUUCCCCUCACGAGUUCGUCAAGGCUUACGCCGCCCACCUGAAGCGCUCCGGCAAGAUAGAGCUUCCUCAGUGGACUGAUAUCGUGAAGACGGCUACAUUCAAGGAACUUGCUCCAUAUGACCCUGAUUGGUACUAUAUUAGAGCUGCUUCUAUGGCAAGGAAGAUCUACCUCAGGGGAGGCCUCGGUGUUGGUGCCUUCCGUAGGAUCUAUGGUGGGAGCAAGAGGAAUGGAAGCCGCCCACCCCACUUCUGCAAGAGCAGUGGGUCCGUAGCUCGCCACAUUCUUCAGCAGUUGCAGAACAUGAACAUUAUUGACAUCGACCCUAGGGGUGGAAGGAAAAUAACGUCGAGCGGCCAGCGCGAUCUUGACCAAGUUGCCGGAAGGAUUGCUGUCGCCCAUUAAAAGAUGCAACUUGGGCAUUCUCCUGGUGGAUGCAGAAUACUAGUGAAUUUUGGGUCUCGAUGUUCUUGGUUCAAACAGGAAUGGUUAUAUGUUGCACAAUCUUCCGAUUUUUCCUUUUGCUGAGCUUGUUACUUUGAGAAAGAUAUUUUAUGGAUUGGUGUUUCAUUUGUAGUAGUAUCCACUUAAUCGUAUGAUUGACUCUGGAACUCGGCUUUCGAUGAUAAGCUUAUCUCAGUUGAGAAAUAUGAAAAGUUUGUGAGAUUAUCCGCAA
This is a messenger RNA of Punica granatum (pomegranate), 802 nucleotides long. The record is from RefSeq and is a predicted model, not a curated record. Lineage: Eukaryota; Viridiplantae; Streptophyta; Magnoliopsida; Myrtales; Lythraceae.